Molecule: messenger RNA, 1372 nt
Organism: Sarcophilus harrisii (Tasmanian devil)
Lineage: Eukaryota; Metazoa; Chordata; Mammalia; Dasyuromorphia; Dasyuridae
Gene: CD86
Product: CD86 molecule
Exons: 8
Coding region: 371-1303 (310 amino acids)
Biological process (GO): cellular response to lipopolysaccharide; immune response; negative regulation of T cell proliferation
Cellular component (GO): external side of plasma membrane
Source: RefSeq, a predicted model, not a curated record
UUUUUAGUUGGGUCAUCAAGAAUCUUCCAAACAGGCUAAAAAUUACACAAUUCUAACUGGGGAGGAAAGAGUUAGUGUCUCUAAAAGGGUGGGGAAAUUCACAGUUUAAAAAGAGGAACAGUACAGAUUGAGAAAUUAUUACUUUACAGAGAGACUUCAGUGUAGCAUCCUUGCCUAGCUACAGAGAAAGCAACUGCCAGGCACCAGGCACCAGGUGAAGAAGCCUCCCUGUUUGGAGAAAGUAAAAGGAUCAAGCCAUCAUAGGGUGUUUCUUCUGUACUGAAGAAGACAGCUCUUCAUGGAUUUCUAUUGGCUGAAAAAGUUCUUCAUUUGGUCUGAACCUAGUUAGAUUGAUUCUUGGAUAAGCAACAUGGGUACUAUGGACCAGAAAAACAUUUUGCUGAUGGUGUUCAUGAUUUCAGUUGCGUUUGCCACAGAAUUAGAAAUCGAGGCAUUUUUCAAUAAGACCACAAAGCUGCCAUGUAAUUUCAAGAAUCCUCAAAACAUCGGCCCGGAAGAAUUGGUGAUAUUUUGGCAAGGUGGCAGAGACUGUGUUCUGUAUGAAUUCUAUCGUGGAAAGGAGAACCUGAUGUAUGUUAAUUCCAAGUACAUUAAUCGAACCAAGUUAAACCCAAACACUUGGGUUUUACAGCUCCAGAAUGUUCAGAUUAUGGACCAGGGCACGUAUACAUGUUUUGUCCAACAUUAUGGGUCCAAAGGACCAGUUGUCAUCCAUCAGUUUUCUUUUCAGCUGUCUGUCUUUGCCCCUUUCAGUAAACCUGAAAUAAUACAACUGGACAACAAGACUGCAGAAAUUGGAUCUGUUAUGAACAUUUCCUGUUCUGCUAACCAAGGUUAUCCAAAGCCUCGGAAGAUGUAUUGGAAAGUAGAAACUACAAAUUCAACCAAGUAUCCUGGGGAUAUGCAUGUGUUCCAAGAUAAUACCAACCAACUCUACAAUGUUACCACUAUCUUGUCUUUGCCCAUUAAUGGUACUUCCCCCUGGAUAAACAUCACUUGCUUGGUACAGACACAGGAGUCAAUGGAACCCCUUACAUCUGAGACUAUGCACAUAAAGAUACAACCAAAUGAAAACCCGGGGAGCAACCUCCUGAUUCUUGGGCUAGUAACACCAGCAUGUGCCAUAAUUGUGAUUCUGUUGAUCGUCACAAUAUUAACCAACUGCUGUGGUAUGAGAAGCUCCCAAUCCGUGAAUGCAGAAGAUAAUGGACAUCCUAAAGAAAGAGAUGAAGUUUUGGAACCAAUGAACUAUGGAGUAUGUGAAAAGACAGAAGAUAGAUGAUAUCUACUUUUAUAUUCUUUUAAAAAUGUUAUUUUAAGCAUAAAUAUAAAAUAAAUGAAAAAAAAUUAC